CUCUCUUUUCUCCUUAACUCAUUACUCCUGAUAUCAUCCGUGAAUCCGUGACGACCUUGUCUUUUUUUUGCUCCCUACCUUAUGUCGUGACCCAACAGACGGUGAUUGUUAUCUCGUCUAUACCCGCCGUGAACAACUCAAUUGGAUACUCCUUGUCACCUGCAGCUACCAAGCAGAAAAGAAAGACAUCCCCCGCUUCGAAUCGUCAAGCCACUUCAUCUAUCCAACACUCGACCCCACCGCCUCUUGUCUCUCAUCAUCGAAACUGUUUGUUUACUUUUGGAUGUGGUCACCUCGACAUUGAUAUUGGACCCCAAAUUAGCCAGAAACCACUAGCGUUUUAGUGAUCACCGCGCUGUAACAUUGGCAUUACAGGGCGUUGCCCACUGAAGUCCCUUUAACCUUUCCCGUUACCGCUUCUACACACAGCCAAUGAGAGCUCACCGCUCCGUCCCGUUACCACUCAUCUCAGCCUGAGCCAGCAAGUAGAGGCACUUCCGACAACCCAACUCGUGGACAGAAUGCGCACUCUAAACACCAUCAACUCGUCAUCUUCUCGUCCUACAUCUCCAAGCCUUUCAGUCUCUCAGCCUCAUAUUCGCCGCUCCGCUUCCUCCGCCGGAAACAAUAAAUUAGUUACCUCUUCUAAACCUCUCCCAAAGACUCGAUCCAAGACCCCUACUCCAGGUCAGGCACAAGUCCAGACUAAGGCUCAGGCUCGUCCCCGAUUCUCCUCCGCUGGCACCACUAUAUCCUCCAGCGCUCGCACGACGCCAUCCCUUGGCUUCCACAACACAAAUCAACAACAUGUUCUUUCAGUAACCGCUACAAUUCCCUCGACCCGUUCUACCUCGUCGAGUUCCGCUCCUCCUACCUUAAAAAUGGCCCCAAGCGACACAAGACACAGGCCCCCGCAGCUCAGUGCUGCAGCAGCAAAAACAGUCGGACGAACGCCCCUGACGCCCAAGAUUGCCUCGACAGCAAAAGGCCCUUUAUUAGGCGCACCUCCUUUAGUUCGACGAUCAACUCAAGGAUUGAGCUCAGGCACGUCUGGCCGCGACGAUGCUGUGACUCCCCGUUCUGGCAGUCGACAAGGCCGCAACAAUAGCAAUAGUUCGACGCCCAAUGGGACACCAAAUUUAGAGCGAGAUGGAUGGGAUCCUCGGGCCUCUUUAGGCUCCUCAGGAAGGCAAUCACUGUCACGAGCUGAGUCUCCAGCAGACCCGGACGCCAAAUUCUUUCGUGCCAGCGACGCUCCGACUUCAACACAAGCAACCAGUCGUCCCUCGCUAGGCUCACAAAAGCCUGCAUCCUACUUCCAUGCCAGUAAAGCCAAUGCUGAAUAUAAAAAGCCAACCAGCCCUCCCGUUUCUGCACCAUUUACACCGACACUCAGCACCGCACCCGAGCCUUCAUCCUCAAAGUUCUUUUAUGCCAAUGGCGCGGAUCUCGAGCUUAAGCCCUCUUCAGCGAAUUCAUCCACAACAAGGCUCCAGUCUAAACGUCCAAGCACCAGCAGUUCAACAAACGAACAAUCAAAUCACGCACUACCGCCAAGGCCACAUUCUCCUAUCAAGAUUGCUCAACCUACACCUUCUAUACUUAAAAAUACUGGCGCGCCUGGUCUUGGGAACAGACCCCAAAUAGCGUCACCGCCUCAGAUAGCUUCUCCACCUCCACUAGCCCCCCCAGCGUCUAUCACCUCUUCCAAGAGACGAGUUAGCAUCGAUGCAGCGCCGAAAAAGCAGAGAGGCCAUGCAAGAGCUGGUAGUGUUCCCAAUUUUGAUCACUCUCACUCACCUAGGUUGCCCAUGUCACCGGCUCGACGACCUUUUGAAUAUGGCUCACCCCCUGCAAGCCCUGGCUCAGCUCAGCCAGCUUUGACAAUGGCUUCGAUUCUUCAAGUUGCCGAAGAUCUCGACGAUGAGGAGGAAGAGGAAGAAAGAGAAGCGAAGAAAGAAGACGGAUCUCAGCCCGACUUGCAGAGUCCUACCAAGUCCAGCCAUGAGCCUGUGAACGAACUAGUCGCCAAUGCCCGAAGAGAACGAAAGGUGCAGGAUCUGGAAAUCACCAACGCCUCCCUUGAAGCUAUUAAUCGGACACUGGAAAGGCAACUACGGAAACAGCAGGCUGAGAUACGCAGGUAUCGACGACUUUCAAGAUCAGGCCGUCUCUCUGCUGUUGCUUCAGCAGCUUCUAGCCGAGUGACCUCUGCAGCACUCACAGAUGCACCAAUUAGUCUUUCAGAUCUGAGCGAAGAGGACAACUCGGCAGCUUCCUCAGACGAGGAACACGACUCACUUGACGAAUCAGAUUUGUCAAUGACUGACUCAGUCUCGGCUUCCGACCCUCUUGAUCCUACUGACGAGAAAGCGAUCGAAAAGGCCAUGUCCCGACGGAAGCGAGAUGAAGAUCGUCUGCAGCUCGAUUUGACCAAGCACCGGGAGUUGCUGGUCGAUAGUCAGAAGAUUAACCAAAGUAUCAAACGAUGCCUGAACUGGACAGAGGUUCUUAUCAAGGAGGGCCAAAAGGCACUGGAGUACAAGGUCCGUGUCACCGACGUUGAAUUUGGCGGCCAUAUACUUGCUCCUGCGAUCGGGGACGAAGACGAAGACGAAGAUGAUGCGUUGACUAGCGUUGACGAUCUCGAAACUGAUCCUGGAAGUGCAGCACUUGAGGCUCCCCUGCCUUGGGAGAAGGGCUCUCAGGAUCGUGAUAGUGGCAUCGAAUUGCAACCAGACAGCAACUAGUCUCGCUCAUCGCAAAAUGACGCAUUUUCUCAAUACUCGACACAUCUCAAAGGCGACCAGGACGUCGUACCACAUACAACUCACCAUACCAAAUUUUGUUCUCCUUCUUUUCGUCUCUACACACCAGGCAAGCCUCAGGGCAUCACAACAAAAUAUCAUCAUCAGAUCUACGAAGUCAAUGGAAAUAACAUGCAUGCAUACAAGGCGUUGGGCAAGCAAGCGAUCAUCUUCAUGUCCCUUUUGUUUCUUUUAACAGCGUUUUGCUUCCCAGCGGCUACGAUGCACCAUCGAUUCCACCUCUCAAACGAUCUUCUCUCUCCCAAAAGGAGCACCACCACAAAUAUUCAUCCUGGACAAUCGUUACAUAUACAUACGCCCUUCGGAGAUUUGGGCCUUUUUGGUUUUCAUUUGUCGCCAAGAUUUGUGCUUUUUUUUUUUUCGUUUGCUUUUGGAUACAUACUAUGUAUAACAGAUACCCCGGAGGAAGUUUCCACGCCAACCUGGCGAGUCAAUAAGAUGGAAUCAUUGGAGGAAAUUGCAGAAAAGAGAACCUAACCCGGGAAUUGCUUCUCAAGCUUCCCGCAAUACGGUUACCUCAAGUUCCAAGAUCGGAUGCGAUAGGGAAAAUCAGAUAGUUGCCAGAAAUAGGAAAUGGAUAUAGGAUAUCAGGAGAUGAAACUCCAAUCUUGAUCAUCUCGCCUCUGUUCUUUGAUCUAUGUGCAU
Fusarium odoratissimum NRRL 54006 is the source of this 3473-nucleotide messenger RNA. RefSeq lists its product as uncharacterized. NCBI's taxonomy places the organism in Eukaryota, Fungi, Ascomycota, Sordariomycetes, Hypocreales, Nectriaceae. The record is from RefSeq and is a predicted model, not a curated record. The coding region runs from base 522 to 2750 and encodes 742 amino acids. The transcript has a single exon.